AUGGAAGGGUCCAACGGCUCCAGCUUUGGGAUUGACUCGAUUUUAUCUCACAGGCCAGUCAGCCCUGUCUUACCCAAAGGAGAUCCGUUGAUGGGCGACUGCAGGUCCCCCCAGGAGAUGAAGGCUGGCCUGAGCCCAGUGUCGGACGUGGGCAGCGAGCAGAGCUCGCCCGCCUCGCCCGGCCUGGAGUGCGGCGAUGGGGUGGCGCAGCUGCCGGGGGCCGCGGGCGGAAUCGAGUCGCAGCCGCGCCCGGGUCAGCUCUGCGCCGCUCCCCAGCCCAGGACUGCUACCUCCUCCUUCCUUAUCAGAGACAUUCUGGGCGAUUGCAAACCUUUGGCUGCCUGCGCCCCGUAUUCAAGCAGCGGCCAGGCAUCCCAAGAGCCGUCUCACAAACACGGAGAAGAACUCAAAGACAGGCUGGACAAAAGGGAAAACUCAUCCUCAGACACGGAAUACAAAGUCAAAGAAGAGGCAGAGAGAGAGAUCUCGAGUAGUCGGGAGAGCCCGCCUGUUCGGUUGAAAAAACCCCGCAAAGCCCGCACAGCCUUCACCGAUCACCAACUUGCCCAGCUGGAGAGGAGCUUCGAGAGGCAGAAGUACCUGAGUGUGCAGGACAGGAUGGAACUGGCGGCUUCCCUGAACCUGACAGACACCCAGGUCAAAACUUGGUACCAAAACAGGAGGACGAAGUGGAAAAGGCAGACGGCGGUGGGACUGGAACUGCUGGCAGAAGCUGGUAACUACUCGGCCCUGCAGCGCAUGUUCCCCUCACCUUACUUCUAUCACCCCAAUGUCGUUUCCAACUUGGAACCGGCCGCCAUGUACAUGUACCGGGGCCCGGCCGCUCCUCACCCCGUCAUCCAGCGACCCAUCGUCCCGCGGGUGCUCAUCCACGGACUGGGGGCGGGGGGCGAGCAGCCGCCGCCUCUGCCCGGCCUGGCGGGGGUCCUUCCUCGGCCGCCGCAGCCACGGUGA
Molecule: messenger RNA, 975 nt
Organism: Carcharodon carcharias (great white shark)
Lineage: Eukaryota; Metazoa; Chordata; Chondrichthyes; Lamniformes; Lamnidae
Product: barH-like 1 homeobox protein
Exons: 3
Coding region: 1-975 (324 amino acids)
Biological process (GO): regulation of transcription by RNA polymerase II
Cellular component (GO): nucleus
Molecular function (GO): RNA polymerase II transcription regulatory region sequence-specific DNA binding; DNA-binding transcription factor activity, RNA polymerase II-specific
Source: RefSeq, a predicted model, not a curated record